AUGAAAAGCUCUGAGUAGCUAAAUUUAUUAAGAGAGUUAGGUAUAUUUGAACCACAAUCACAUUUAAUUUUACAUUAAUUGCAAGUUAAUUUUUUGCAAUCUUUACUUGCCCAACCAAUUUUAUUGCAAUUAGAAUAAGGAUAAGUUUGA
Tetrahymena thermophila SB210 is the source of this 150-nucleotide messenger RNA. RefSeq lists its product as hypothetical. The transcript has a single exon. The record is from RefSeq and is a predicted model, not a curated record. Lineage: Eukaryota; Ciliophora; Oligohymenophorea; Hymenostomatida; Tetrahymenidae.